Molecule: messenger RNA, 1598 nt
Organism: Morone saxatilis (striped sea-bass)
Lineage: Eukaryota; Metazoa; Chordata; Actinopteri; Moronidae
Gene: thap4
Product: THAP domain containing 4
Exons: 5
Coding region: 131-640 (169 amino acids)
Source: RefSeq, a predicted model, not a curated record
AAGAUUCCUUUCUGUGGUACGUCACUAGAUCCACGCAGCCGCAGUGUAUAAAUUUAGUGACAUUUAAGCGUUUAACUUAGUUACCGGCGGAAUAUUAUUAAUGCUCACUUGGCUGCAGUUUGAUUGAUUAAUGGCGUGUCCUGUAAAUCACACAGUGGAGUUGAACCCAGUCCUCCUCCCUCUAGACUGGCUUCUGGGUACCUGGGAGUCAGAUGAACCUGGGGAGGGCUGUUUUCCUACCAUAAAACCUUUCCACUACUCAGAGACACUGACCUUCAGCCAUGUGGGACAACCAGUCAUCAACUUUAUGUUCAAUGCCUUCCACGCAGAGACCAAGAAGCCGAUGCACAGGGAGUGUGGCUUCAUUCGAAUGCAGCCGGGAACCAACAGAGUGGCAUUCAUCAUCGCACAGAACUCAGGUCUGGUGGAGAUUGAGGAGGGAGAGCUGACAGGGCAACAACUGAACCUGCAGAGCCAGGCUGUGGCCAGAAUCUCUUUCGCCAGGGAGCCGCAUGUACAGCAGAUUUCAAGAGUGUUUCAGCUGCGACCAGAUGGGAGGCUGGAGCAGACAGUUUCCAUGGCAACAGACAGCCAGGCACUGAUGCAGCACUUGCACAUCACCUACCGUCGUUUAUCUUGACCCAGCAGGCUGGCAUUCUUCUUGUACAUAAAAACAUCUCAGUCAGGAAUGGAAAACGUCGCUUUAAGAAGCUCGAUCAAUAAUCACAGAUGAGUCAGAUUAUGUAAACAAAUGUACAGCUAUGCACUGGUGGGAUCUUAUAAUGGUAAAGGAGUGAUGGUGCCAUAUCAGAGUACCUGUUAAAAUAAUUUAAAUCAGCUUAAACGUGGGUUAUAAUACAAUAGGCUGCAUGCAGUAAUAAUGGGGCAUUGCCUAAUCUAAAAAAACCUUAAAGGGUCCCUGUGGAGUUUUCUUAUAAACAAACAAGUUAGCGUUACUCACCAAAAACGCAUUGUUUAUCCCUGAGGUCUAACAGACAUGUGGAGUUCAUGCCCUCCCUCAUAGAAGAUUUAACAGAAUUUUAAAUCCUGCAUUAUUACAUACUUUACUAGUAUAUAGUCUGCCUUCCUGAUUUUGUUGGCACAUUAGCAGGAAUGUGCACUGCGUCACCUGAGAUAAAUAAAACAGGACCCACUCGGAGAGAAACAGAAAGAGGCAAAAACUCCACAGGGAACCUUUUAAUCGGAAAGAAUAAAGACUUCAUAUUCAUAUAAUGCAUUUCCAUUACGUUGUUACACUUAAUGGCCUCAGUUGAGUAUGGGUGCUUGCGUUAUCUUAAUAUUUAUUGUCCAGAUAUUUAAUCUUGUAGCUGCAAGAGCUCAUAAAGCACUGAUUAAAUAAUGUUAAGCACACUGUCCUUAUCUUUAACUUUCAUUGCACUAUUAUAUUAAGAUUAAAAGCUAAAGUAAGGAGUCAAUACACUGUUUGAGUGUUUUUUGAUUGUAAAAUUAAGUCACUGAGAGUUGUUCUUAUAUUGGGUGUUACUGUGAUCAUGUCCACGUUUGGUUUGUGUCUUUCAGUCGACAGGUUCAGUGGUAUACGGGUAGAUGACGAUUAAAAUAAAGUUAUUUCAUCUAUA